AACCAGUUAAAGGCAAUCUGAAGGUCACCUCACCUGAGGACGCAGAACACCUGAACAGAAGGCAGGCGGGGUCAUCGGCGGCCUCGGCCAAUGGGACGGGGGGUCGGGCGGAUCCUAAAGUUAGCCGCAGCGCCCCCCGCAGACACACGGUUGGGGGGGCACGCAGCUCCCGGGAGAUUCUGGCCAUGCAGCCCUCAGACAUGGACAAGAAGAGAGAGGCUUUCCUGGAACAUCUAAAACAGAAAUAUCCUCACCACGCCUCAGCCAUCAUGGGCCAUCAGGAAAGACUCCGAGAGCAGUUGGUGCAGUGGAUGUUGGUCUCUCUUCACUCUGAGAUUGAUAUUCAGAGAUACCUGUUGAAAAUCCAGUCUCUUCCUCAGGAUCCAAGCCGCAGUCCAAGGCACACUGCUAACCCAGGUGGAGUUUCUUCGUUCGGGGAUCAGGUGGAUCAGGGCUCCUUAGGUUCCCUGGAUGCGCUGGAGGUCAUGUCUGAGUGUGACGCCCCUCUCGGCUUCACCCGGGGCAGCCGGUCCCGGGCCAGUCUGCCUGUGGUUCGCUCAGCAAACCAGACAAAGGACCGCUCGUUAGGAGUGCUGUACCUGCAGUACGGAGAUGAAUCCAAGCAGAUGCGGAUGCCUAAUGAGAUUAGCAGCGUGGACACAGUGAGGGCUCUGUUUGUCAGUGCCUUUCCUCAGCACCUCACCAUGAGCAUGCUAGAGUCCCCCAGCACAGCCAUCUACAUCAAAGACCACAACCGCAACAUGUACUACGAACUCAGCGACGUGAGGAGCAUCGCAGACCACUCCUGUCUGAAGGUCUACCACAAAGACCCGGCCCACGCCUUCAGCCACGCGCCCAGACCCAGCAACGGGAUGCACAGAGAGAUGAUGUACCCCGGGCGGGACGGCCCACAUCCGUUGCGCCAGCCCCCCAUGGGCCCGCCCCCUCCCCAUGUUCUACAGGGCUCCAUGUCCCCCACCACACCUCACGCCAUGCCCCCCUCGCCUUCCCGAAUCCCCUUCGGCCCCAGGCCCGGGGGGGGAGGGCCAGCGGGCGCGGGAGCCCCGGUCAGCGGUGGCACCAUUCAGCGUGAGCGUGUGACUCACACCAUGUCAGCUCCUGCCCGUUCCGCCUCCCCCUGCCCCAGCGCCAUCCUGGAACGCCGCGACGUCAAACCGGACGAGGACUUGUGCGCUAAGGGCGGGACCUUGCCUCCCCGGGUGGAGGGCAUUUACGCUGAUCCCUACCUGAUGCACCACCCUCCGCCCCCGGACGCUGUAGACCACGCCUACCAUCGUGCCUCCAUCCGUUCCUAUGGAAACCCCGGCGUUCCCAUGGAGUCAGCUGAGCAUCACUCCCUGUACAGACAGAAGAGCAGGAACAGCCAGCUGCCGACUCUGGGUUCCAAAACUCCGCCUCCGUCUCCACAUCGGAUGGGCGACAUGAGGAUGAUUGACAUCCACACUGGCCAACCACAAGGCCCGUUGGUUCUGGAGAGAUCUUCGCCCAUUCGGCAGUCCUUCAGGAAGGAGGCUCCCGUCUCCAUGGAAACUGUGGUAAAGGGUAGGGGUCCGCUGGCACCGUCGGUGACCCCUGACCUCCAAGGUCGCGCACCCAGUGACCCGCAGACUCAAGAGCGGAUGAAGGCUAUGGAAGAGCAGAUAGCCAGUUUGACUGGCCUUGUUCAGACUGCUCUUUUAAAGGGGCAAACCACUAAUGGCACCAAGGAUUCCUCCAGUGACAGAUCAGUGAAGUCAGGCUCUCCUGUUCACAGCACAUCCAGCGCAGGGGGUUCACCCGUGCUCAUGCCUAAAAGCGCUACGCUCCCACCUGAGUCUAGCCCCGCCCCUACUCCGCCUGUUGGCCCCGCCCCCACACAGGUGAACUUCGCCCAUCUUAAGCAGAACGUCUCGGAGCUCCGCCUCCAAUUACAACAGAUGAGACAGCUACAGAUCCAGAAUCAGGAGUGUGUACGGGCUCAGUUAAAGCGGGUGGAACAGGAGAUCAGUGUGAAGCUCGGAGAGAUCCUGAGGACACAGGAGGAUCCUGCUCACAGACAGAGGUCACUGGUGGAUGAGGACAGACACAAGUACCUCAGCAUGGAGGAGAAGGUCCUCACAGAGCUGGGGGACCUGGAGCAGUACGUGGAGGGUCUGAAGAGGGACUCGGGUUCGACCCAGCGAGCAGUGACUUUGAGAGAAGUGGAAGACGGCGCAGUGGGCCUGAGGAAGGUUGGAGAAAGCCUGGCCGGACUCAAAGGAGAGUUCCCUGCUCUGCAGACCCGUAUGCGGGCGGUGCUGAGGGUGGAGGUGGAAGCAGUGAAGUUCCUGAAGGAGGAGCCACAUAAACUGGACAGCAUGCUGAAGAGAGUCAAAACCCUGACUGAGACUCUCAGCCACCUGCGCAGGUGUGCCACGGAAGGCUUGCUAAAACCCUCGGAACCGGUUACCAUGACAACCCUGACUGCAACUGAGGAGGCGGAGUCGAGCCAGCCCGUGGAAGUCCGUGACUCUCCCUCGACCACACCCUUACCAGAGCCUCAGGGCUCGUCCGUAAGGUCGGAGGUCAUGAACUCUAGCCCUGUGGUUAUCCACCAUGCUCAGAGCUCUCCUGUGCCGAUGCAGAAAUCUCAGCAUUCGGUAGCACCCACCACAAAUGCCACCCAGGGUAGAAUAUCGCCCCCUUCACCUGUCACGCAGAGUGGCAGUCCCUCUCAACUGAAGAAAACCACUGCAGCACCCCCAGAGCAAACUCCACCAGCCUCCAACACCAGUAAUGGAGUCCCCAGCAACAGUAUCCAUGGCAGCGCGGCAGUCAGCGCCGCACAGAACCUGUUCAUUGAGGAAAUCCAUACCAGCCACAGCAAGAGCAAAAACAGAGCUAUGUCUAUAGAGGCUGCAGAGAGAGAGUGGGAAGAGAAGAGGCAGAACAUGGGACACUAUGACAGUCGAGAGUUUGAGCGGAUGCUCCAGGAAGCAGAGGCCAACAUGCUGAGAGGAAUACCCAGCCUGGAGGUGCCCAGUGAGGCACAGAGCUUCCCCGCUCCCCCUGCUGGUUCAGAUGAGGUCUUCAUUGAGAAAACGGAGCCUGCAGCAGCACCGCCACAGGAGGAGAAGCCGUCUGAGGCGAACAGCGAGAGACCUGUUAAAACGGGUCCUGAGAAGCCCCCGAAACCUGUGUCGGAAAAAGCGUCCAAACCCACCCCGGAGAGGUCCCCCAAAGCCAGCCUGACCGCUAAGGCCAGCCUGGAGAGACCGGCCAAGUCCAGCGGCCAAGACAAAGUCACCAAACUGAACCAGGCCUCAGAGAAAGCCAGCAAGUCCCCCCCGCCCCCGCCACCCCGGCGAAACUACACCUCUGCCCCUGGCAUGACCACCACCCGCACAGGAGAAGUCAUCUACACCAGCAGAAAGGAGUCUUUGUCUGCACAGGAGGGAGAGGAGGAGCUCUCUGUGUCUGCCCAGGCAAAGCAGAAGACUCCCCCUGAGGUGAAAACCAAACCCUGCACCCCUCCCCCCAUCGCAGCCUCUGCCAUUACUGAGGAUGAGGAUGAAGGAGACAAGAUUAUGGCCGAGCUUCAGGUGUUCCAGAAGUGCUCGAUUAAGGAUGUAGGGCUCAAAGGUUUGGUAGAGCCACAGGUCAGAGAAAUAAGAGCCGGGGCCUUACUGCCCCUCAAAGAUAAGAAGAACACAGACAAUCGGGAAGACAAGGACCCUGUCACGGAUGAGAAUGGGAACAACACUAUCCGACAGAGCUCAGGGGUCAUCUACUAUGUCACAGCUCAAAUCUCCAAGGAGACGCCUCAGCCGUCUCUGACGCCGGAGGAAUCAAACGAUCGCAGAGACGUGCCGCUGUCACCGUCCUCACAGGUCUCACAUGUCAAUACUUCUGACCAAUCCCAAAGUCCGCAGCAGGUUGUCACUGAUGGACCGACUACAAACUCCAAGAGCAAUGGUCCAGCCACCAACACCAGUCCUCCCGUUUCUCUGCCUCAGACACAUCUCACUCGGUCUGAGUCUUUGAAGAUCAAUCUUCGCUCCGCAACAAAGGAUCGUCCCAGUUCCGUGCCUCAAAAACAGUUCACCAGGUCUGGCUCGCUGAAAAUAAAUCUCCCUUCCACCACAGGGGAUCAUUCCAGCUCUCUGCCUCAGAAGCAUCUCAGCAGGUCUGGCUCACUGAAGAUAAACCUCUCCUCCCCUAAGGAGGAAGGCAAGCGUGGUAUGACCGUCUCAAAGGUCCAUGUGGUCAAAUCUCCUCCACUUCAGAUUAGUGUAGAGGAGAGGGUAGAAUCUCCAACCAAGUGUAGCGUGCCAACACCCACAACAAUUGGGGAAACUCCUCCUGUUUUUACCUUGGCAAGUACAGGCCAAGCUGGGUUAAGUGGAGACAGUCAGCAACCAGUGCUUGGUUCCUCCAGGGCCAGAGAGAGGAAGUAUGAGGAAGACAACCUGACUGAUGAUGCUGGUCUGAGUCCAGACCUGCCUGGGGAGGAGCCACCUCCUCCUCCUGAUAACAUUGCUUUCAUGAUUACUAACACCAAAGUACAGGCCCUGUCCACUGGAGAAUACCAGGAGCUUGUUAAUGCAAAGAGAGGCAGUGUUCAAACUGUUACUGUUGGCAACAAGCGGCACGUAACCACCAACGGUGCCUUGGCAUCCGGAGAUGCCACUCAAGGCAGCGAACUUCAUGACAUGGACAACGGUGGGUUCAACAAGAAACCUGUGAUCAUUAUUUUCGAUGAGCCAAUGGACAUCCAUUCAGCCUACAAACGCCUCUCUACCAUUUUUGAGUGCGAGGAGGAGCUGGACAGGAUGCUGGCAGAAGAGAGGAUAGAUGAGGUGGAGGAGGAGGAGGAAGCGGAAGAGAGUUCUGGAGAAAUGCAGGUAAAAAAGGGGUCACCAGAGAAUUCAGGGAAAGUGCCUGGUGGGACACCAGGUGCGGGAGACCAUCACACAUCAUCGUCUUCGUCAUCGUUAUCUGAAGGAGGACCGCAGUCAGAUCCUACUGGAGACUCGAAACAGGAUUCUAAGAAGAAGUUCAAGUUUAAAUUUCCCAAGAAACAGCUAGCAGCACUGACGCAGGCCAUACGCACCGGCACCAAGACAGGCAAGAAGACCCUGCAGGUGGUAGUCUAUGAGGAUGAGGAGGAAUCUGAUGGAACUUUGAAGCCCAAAGAGGCCAAGAGAUUUGAGAUUGCGCGGUCAAAACAGGACCCCAAAACUACGGCUAACCCCCAGGACCUGCAAGGCCGGACGGACGAAAUCCGUAAAAGCACCUACAAAACCCUGGACAGUCUGGAACAGACCAUUAAACAGCUAGAAAGCACCAUCAGUGAGAUGGGCCCACGGUUGCCUGAGGAAGGGGGACCUGCUGAGGACCCUAAACCUCAAGGGGGCCAGGGUGGAGAGGCUGCAGCACCUGAGAAAAACUCUACUCCUAAAUCCCUCAUGCCCAAAUCCUCCGGAUCCAGCAAGUCCUCAGGUUCCCGUAAAAAACCCAAACCGCAGCUCCUUCCUCGACCUGCUACGAUCCCAACUGCCGGGGUCUCAGUCAGCGCGGUUCCUACCCACCAGAAUGCCAACGCGAUCUCACCCACUAGUCGGAUGCCAGUGCCCGUAUCUGCCAAGGCAAGGCAGCAACCGGGUACCUCAGAGAGAGAGAAGGCAGCAAAACAACAAAAGCUACAAGACUCACAGAGGCAGUUCCGCCAGGCUAACGGAAGUGCUAAGAGAUCUGGAGGAGAUCCCAAAUCCACUUCCCCUUCUGUGCCUGCCUCUAAAAUCCCAGCUUUUUCCUCUAGCGUGGGAAAAGGCUUCUCCCAGUCUGAUGCUACUAAUUCCAUUAACUCUUCCUCGCUCUCCUCCUCUCCCUCCUCAUCUUCCCUUUCAGCCAACAAGUCCUCCAUACCCUCCCCCCGUUCUAGUUCUGCCUCUUCCUCCCAUAUCCCCUCCCUCUCUAACGGCUCGCUUAAGUUAGCCCCGCCCACUCACACCGCUAAAGGCCUCUCCUUCUCCUCGCAGACUCAAAAUGGUCGACCUUCCUCUUCCUCCUCCUCCUCUUCCUCCUCUACCUCCUCUCCUCACUCCCCACUGUCCCCCACCAUGUUGGCUCAGGGUGUGAAGACCAUCCGCACCAUACACACACCCAGCUUCACCAGCUACAGCCGGCCACACAACGGGAGCGGCGGCAAAUCAGCCAUUCCCACUGCUACAGCCACCAAGGACUGCUCAUAGAGUUCUCCGCUGGCUUUUCGCUCAUGUCUUAGAGGGGUAAAGCUACUCC
Molecule: messenger RNA, 6282 nt
Organism: Chanos chanos (milkfish)
Lineage: Eukaryota; Metazoa; Chordata; Actinopteri; Gonorynchiformes; Chanidae
Product: KIAA1217 ortholog
Exons: 21
Coding region: 186-6233 (2015 amino acids)
Cellular component (GO): cytoplasm
Source: RefSeq, a predicted model, not a curated record